AUGACAACCUCUGUGUUUAAUGAACAACAAUUUGAAAAUAAACUUAUAACUUUGAAAGAUUCACAAGAAGCUAUUAAUAAUUUAUCUUCUUGGUGUCUUCAAAACAGAGAUCACCACAAAAAAAUAGUGAAUUGUUGGUUACAUUGUUUAAAAAGAGUCAAAAUUGAGCAAAGACUGUCUUUAUUUUAUUUGGCUAAUGAUGUCAUUCAAUACAGUAAACGAAAACAUUAUCAGUUUGUUGAAAGUUGGGGUACAGCAUUACAAAAAGCCACCACUCUAGUCAGAGAUGAUAAAGUUAAAUCAAGAAUAAUGAGGAUAUUUAAAAUUUGGGAUGAAAGAGGAGUUUAUGAUGAAGCUUUUAUAUCUGAUUUAUGUGGGCUUUUGACCACUAGUGUUAAAAAAAAAACAGAAGCAAAUUUAGAUUCUUCAGAGUUUCAGCCAUCAAUAUUAAUUUCCAAAAUAAAGGAAUGCAAAGUUUUAGAAAAUGAUACAGAAAUUAGGUUCAAAAAAGUAAAAGAAAAUUCAUUGCAUUUAUUCGAUGUAGACAACAUGAGAACAUCUUUAAAAGAUCGUAGACAUGGCUCUGAUGUAGUUGCUGAAGUUGAUGCAGAAGCAUAUCGCAAUUUCGGAAACAAAGUGAAAAUAUUGAAAAGAAAACUUGAUGAUUUAAUACCAACAUUAACUGACAGUCCAAUACCAUCUCCUGACGCAAAUGCUCCAUCUCCUUCUCCAGAUUCUGAUUUUGAACUACCUUUAAAUGAAAAAACGAAACAAUCAACAAAUUAUGAAAAGAAAACAAAUUUUUCUGAAAAUAAUGGUUUAGACUUUUCUUUUAUUAAUAGUACAUUUAUGGGAAACUCACAAUUUUCAGAUAUUAAUUUACAGAGAGAUAUAUUUAACGACUCAAUGAAUUCUGCUCAAGUUUCAAAUUCCAUGUCUGGUAGCAAUCACGUUUCAUUGAAUGAAAAUGCUGUGAGACCAAUCGAAGUAAUUAGCACUCGAGAACAAAAGGAAGAUGUAAGUUUUAAUAUUACAGACUUUUUAAAAUCGCUCUUGCCUUCGGGGAUUUCCAAGUCGGAAGAAACUUCGGAUCCUUUGAGGUCUCAACAACCAGCGUUGGAACCAUUGCAACCGCCUCCGAUGCCUCCCAUAUUUACCACCAACGAUGCUUUUUCGGUUAACUGGAAAUCUGAUUGGGGACAAGCACAAAAUUCUGAUGUGGGAAAUUGGAAUCAUGAACCUUCUUCACAAGACUGGAACUUGUCAUCGCAAGUUCAAAAUUCUUGGAUUGAUGAAUCCGCAUCGGUUUUAAACGCGGAUACCCCCGAAUCUCCUCCUUUAUAUGAAAAAAAAGGAAUAAGUCAGCCUGUGGAAUAUGAUGACUCUUUACCAACUGGAUCCAUUGUAGACGUCGAUCAUAGAACAUUAUUUCCCGUUCCGGAAAUUCAGGAUAUGGAUCACAGAAUCGAAGUCUCCCAUCGUAUUGAUGUCGAUCAUAGAAAACUCAAUAAGCUCGGUCCCAAAGAUGUCGAUCACAGAAAUUUAAUUAGUUUGACAGGGUCGCCCAAAAACGAAACAAAACCGUUACCGCCUCCUCCAGCUUUCGUGUGGCCAGAGGAUCAGGAUUAUAGAUGUAAACUUACUGAUACUGAUUUUAGAGUUCCUCACAGGUCUAAUAAUUUCAGUGACGUAUUAAACUCAAAUUUUAACCUGUCUCGUUCCCCUAUGAAAGUAACAAACGUUGAGGCUCCCGAGCGAAAAGAUGUUAAUGUAGAAAGUAUAGACAUGGAUGUCAGUGAGGAAGAUGAAGAAGAGUCUAGUGGUUUAAUACAGUUAGAAGAAGACGUGGACGAUAGGAUAGUCAGUUCGAUGAAGUCCUCUUUUCUUAAUCAACCUAGUUUAAAUAACUUUAAUACAUCUUCUAGUUUUAUGGACAAUGUAGGAUCGACUAUUCCUCCGAAUGAGGACGUCGAUGAAAGACUGAAAUCUAUUUUCGGUGGAGUUCUUCAACGUGCGGGAGGUAAAUUAGUCUCUCGCGAGGAAAAAUCUGCGGAAAGUAAAGGAUCAUGUGUUUUAACUGAAAUUCGGGAUAAUAAAAGUGGAAGUGAAAUAAUGGGGCAAGAAAGUCAUUUGCAAGGAGGAAUCGAACCCAACGGCGUCGAAAGCGACUUUACGGAUCAUAAUGAAUAUUUUAGAAGGGAAUCGAUGUGGCAGCCCGAGAGUCAAUCGGAACCCGCGGUUCAUCCUUGUCCGACCAACGUUCACCUCAGAGGAAUGAGUUUCGGCGUGAGAAUGGGGCGUAAUUCUCCUCGUCCGCUUCGAGUGAGGCCUCAACACAGAUUUCCUUUCAGGCCUCAUCAUCCGAGAGCUGAAGGAAUAAGAGGACGGCAGUCAUUCAGUCCGAGACUUCCACCACCCGUACGAGGAGGUAGAUGGUGA
This is a messenger RNA of Pediculus humanus corporis (human body louse), 2439 nucleotides long. RefSeq lists its product as uncharacterized. Gene Ontology annotation, molecular function: RNA polymerase II complex binding. The record is from RefSeq and is a predicted model, not a curated record. NCBI's taxonomy places the organism in Eukaryota, Metazoa, Arthropoda, Insecta, Psocodea, Pediculidae. The transcript is spliced from 7 exons. The coding region runs from base 1 to 2439 and encodes 812 amino acids. Gene Ontology annotation, biological process: mRNA 3'-end processing. Gene Ontology annotation, cellular component: RNA polymerase II, holoenzyme.